Messenger RNA from Emys orbicularis (European pond turtle), 2040 nucleotides. RefSeq names its product dihydropyrimidinase like 4 (gene DPYSL4). The transcript is spliced from 14 exons. NCBI's taxonomy places the organism in Eukaryota, Metazoa, Chordata, Testudines, Emydidae. The coding region runs from base 1 to 2040 and encodes 679 amino acids. The record is from RefSeq and is a predicted model, not a curated record. Gene Ontology annotation, cellular component: cytoplasm. Gene Ontology annotation, molecular function: hydrolase activity, acting on carbon-nitrogen (but not peptide) bonds.
AUGGCAGAGCAGAGGCAGCAGCAGGAGCGGAGGGAGCCCGACCUGCCCGCGUACUUCGCGGCCCUGGGCUCGGGCAGCCCCAAGCCCAGGCAGAAAUUCGGGGGCAUGUUCUGCAGCGUGGAAGGAGCCUUUGAAAACAAAACGCUGGACUUGGACGCGCUGAGCGGCGGCAGGAGAGGCGGCCAGACCCCGGAGCGAGGGGCGCUCCGCCAGCUUCCCAGCGACUCCCAAGGGCAGAGCGAGAGCUGCGAGGCGCCGGGGAGCCGCAGCGCCCCUGCCCUCACCCCAGCCGGAGCGGAGCCUUCCCCGCCCGCUGCUGGGGCAGCAGGAGACGCGCCCGAUGGCUACGCUCAGAGUGACCGGCUUCUAAUCAAAGGAGGAAAGAUCGUCAAUGAUGAUCAAUCAUUUUAUGCUGAUAUCUAUGUGGAAGACAGUUUGAUAAAGCAAAUUGGAGAAAACCUGAUAGUUCCUGGUGGCGUCAAAACUCUUGAUGCCUAUGGCCAGUUAGUUAUGCCAGGCGGAAUAGAUGUCCACACUAGACUACAAAUGCCUGUGAUGGGAAUGACCUCUGCUGAUGACUUCUAUCAAGGCACAAAAGCAGCCCUAGCAGGAGGAACCACCAUGAUACUUGACCAUGUAUUCCCUGACUCUGGAAUGAAUCUGCUUGCUGCAUAUGACCAAUGGAGAGAGUGUGCUGAUAACAAAGCCUGUUGUGAUUAUUCACUGCAUAUUGACAUCACACGCUGGCAUGAGAGCAUAAAAGAGGAACUGGAAGCUCUAGUGAAAGACAAAGGUGUGAACUCCUUUCUAGUUUUCAUGGCUUAUAAAGACAAGCUCCAGUGCACUGACGCCCAGAUGUAUGAAAUAUUCAGCAUUAUUCGCGACCUGGGUGCCAUUGCCCAAGUACAUGCUGAAAAUGGAGACAUCAUUGACGAGGAGCAAAAGAGACUGUUGGAACUUGGAAUUACUGGGCCAGAGGGGCAUGUUCUUAGCCACCCAGAGGAGGUUGAAGCAGAGGCAGUGUACCGUGCAAUUACAAUAGCAAAACAAGCCAACUGCCCGUUGUAUGUCACAAAAGUAAUGAGCAAAGGUGCCGCAGAUGUGAUAGCUCAAGCAAAGCGAAAAGGCACAGUUGUGUAUGGAGAGCCAAUUACAGCGAGCCUUGGCACGGAUGGAUCACACUACUGGAGUAAGAAUUGGGCUAAAGCUGCAGCCUUUGUUACAUCCCCACCAAUUAGCCCUGACCCUACUACAUCCGAUUAUCUCACUUCUCUGUUAUCAUGUGGGGAUCUGCAGGUUGCAGGCAGUGCCCACUGCACAUUUACCACCGCACAGAAGGCAGUAGGAAAGGAUAACUUUACCCUUAUUCCAGAGGGAACAAAUGGCAUUGAAGAAAGAAUGUCAAUAAUUUGGGAGAAGUGUGUGGCCUCAGGGAAGAUGGAUGAGAAUGAUUUUGUAGCAGUGACCAGUACAAAUGCAGCCAAAAUCUUUAAUUUUUAUCCCAGAAAGGGACGAAUUGCUGUAGGUUCUGAUGCUGACCUAGUUAUAUGGAAUCCCAAGGCUACGAAAAUUGUCUCAGCAAAAACCCACCAUCUGAAUGUGGAAUAUAAUAUAUUUGAAGGAACAGAGUGCCGUGGUUCCCCUACUGUUGUUAUAAGUCAAGGAAAAGUUGUGCUGGAAGAUGGAAACCUCUUUGUCAUCCAAGGGUCUGGUCGCUUCGUUCCUAGAAAGACAUUCCCUGAUUUUGUUUAUAAAAGAAUAAAGGCAAGAAACAGGCUUGCUGAAAUUCAUGGUGUUCCCAGGGGGCUUUAUGAUGGGCCAGUUCAUGAUGUCAUAGUGACUGCUAAAGCUGCAGCCCCCACUCCUACUUCAAGGAUAGCUCCCUGCUCAGGCAAAAUACCAACUCUUCCUGUCCGUAAUCUGCAUCUGUCAGGAUUCAGCUUGUCUGGAUCUCAAACAGAUGACCAUAUUGCAAGACGCCCUGCUCAAAAAAUCAUCGCACCCCCUGGUGGACGUUCCAAUAUUACAUCUUUGUCAUAA